AGAACCAACCACACUAGACCUCACUAGAACUCGGUAGAACCAACCACACUAGAACUCACUAGAACUCGGUAGAACCAACCACGCUAGAACUCAGUAGAACCGAGCAAAGCUCACCUAUCAUCGGUCACUUCGUCCUUCCGUCUCCAUUCGUGUUUAUGAGUCUGCAUGCCGCAGUGCACUCUGGCGGCCGGAGGCGGAGGACUGGGACAUCGGUACCGGAACAUUGGCGGGUUCCUCUACGUUAACGUGCUGCGGGUUCCGGAUCGUUGACCCGGAUGGAGGAGCGUCCGGACUGCAGCGUCCUGCAGCGGACUCACAGCGGCGGAACCGGCCCCAUGGUGGUGAAGGUGGAGUCAAUUGAGUCAGGUGAGUCAGUCCUGACGCCGUCACAGAUUGCUGAGCUUUACUUCCUGCGUUCCCGUGUUGGACAGCUGGAGAAAGAAAAGGCGGAGCUGUCGGCUGAGAACCAGAGAUUGAAGAACACGCUGGUCUAUGGUGAGUCCACUUCACUGUCACCUGGUCUACCUGGUCUACCUUGUCUACCCGUUCACAGGGGACCAAUCAGAGACCACUCGGGUUCUGACAGGAAGUUAGACAAUGAAGAUCCCUGGAGUCCUGUCCACCAUGUGGCAGACGUUGGGCCAUGUCAACAGUCAUCACUCGGCCUCCCCGGCAGCAGCCCCCAGGUUUCCAUCCAGCAGCUCCAGGAGGAGCUAAGUGGGGACAUGUCGGAGUCCUGGGGCCCACUGGGCUCAGAUGACGAGGAGGUGCCAGACCUGGGGCUGGGGAGCCACAUGGGAGAAGAGGCACCACUCUGCAGCCAGACCGACAUGGAGGAGCUGAGGAGGAGCUGCUCCGAGAGCCAGUGUAUCGCUGGACACGCAAACGGACAGGUGAGCCAGGUGGAGGUGUAUCCGGGCUGUGGUGUUCUCUGUGAUGUCCGCUCUUGGCAGGCAGCCAAUCAGGCGCAGUCUCCGACAGCGAUGGCGCGGAUGUUGCUGUUGGGCGUGUUUGAUAUGAACACACUGAUGAACAGUAACUUGCGAGGGGGGCGGAGCCGGAGGCCGGCCUCCCACUCACAACGCAGCGCUCUUGACCCGCACAAGAUCAACGCCAUCUUCAAUGCCAUCUUGGCUCGGUUUCCUCUCGCCAAGAGAGGAGUCAUUGGCUCCGGCAUCAACUCCAAACUGUCUGAGAUCCGAUUCCGCUCCCGGAGAGCCAAUCCAGACCUGAGAUUCCUCUGAUGGACAGCUGGACGGCUCUGCCUACCUCACCCAAACAUGUCAGUCAUAACACAGCAUUCCGAAGCUGCCGGACCGAUGAGCAUCGGACUGACUGUUGUUUAAUUUUACCUUUGUUCAGUUCGGUCACUGAGUCAGCGGCUCUUUGAGAGCUGUGACAAUGACAAAUCGAUAACCUACUACACAAUGACCACAAAGAGAUGUUAAAUGACCAGAAAUAAACUCAAAACAACGACAAAGAGACACAAAACAACGAUAGACUCAAAACAAUCACAAAGAGACGUUAAAUGAAAGACUAAAAAAACAACCACAAAGAGACCUAAAACAACCACAAAGAGACGCAAAACAAUCACAAAGACGUUAAAUUACCAUAAAGAGACUCAAAAUUACAUUAUUACAAUACAUACAUACAUAAAAUAACCACAAAGAGACGCAAAACAAUCACAAAGACGUUAAAUUACCAUAAAGACUCAGAAUAACGACAAAAAGACACAAAACAACCACAAAUAGAUGUUAAAUGACCAGAAAGAGACUCAAAACAACCACAAAGAGACACAAAACAACCACAAAGAGACAUUAAAUGACCAUAAAGAGAUUCAAAAUAACCUCAAAAAGACACAAAACAACCACAAAGAGACACAAAACAACCGCAAAGAGACAUUAAAUGACAAUGAUCAGACUCGCAACGUCAUCAAAGGAACUCAAAACAACAUCAAAGAAACUUUAAACUCCACAAAGACACUCAAAGAGACUAAAAACAAAUGCAUCAAACAACAUAAAAAAGACAUUAUAUGACUACAAAGAGACUCAAAAUAACCUCAAAGACACCCAGAACAACCACAAAGAAACUAAAUGACCUAGACAAUACUAGUGUCUUUGUGGUUACAAAGACACUAAACAACCAGAAAGAGACACAAAACGACCUCAGAGAGACUCAAAACAACAUCAAAGAAAUUCAAAACAACUUCAAAGAGACUUCAAAUGACCACAAUGAGAAUCAAAAUAACAUAAAAGAUACUCAAAACAACAUCAAAGAGACAAACGACUUCAAAGAAUCAAAACAACAACAAAGAGACUCAAAAGACACAAAACGACAUCAAAGAAACUCAAAAGAACCUCAAAGACAAUCAAAACAACCUCAAAGAGACUUUAAGGUCCUCAAAGACACUCAAAACAACCAUAGACUCAAAACAACCACAAAGAGACGUUAAAUGAGACUCAAAACAACCACAAUGAGAUGUUAAAUUACCAUAAAGAGUCUCAAAAUAACCACAAAGAGACACAAAACAACAAAAUGUCAUCAAAGAAACUCAAAACAACAUCAAAUAAACUUUAAACUCCACAAAGAGACUCAAAGAGACUGAAAACAACCUCAAUAGACUCAAAACAACCGCAUCAAACAACAUCAAAAAGACAUUAUAUGACUACAAAGAAACUCAAAAGAACGACAAAGAGAAACAAAAUAACCUCAAAUAGACUCAAAACAACAUCAAAGAGACUCAAAAGACACAAAACGACAUUAAAGAAACACAAAACAACCUCAAAGACAAUCAAAACUCCUCAAAGAGACUCAAAACAACCUCAAAGAGAUUACACGUCUUAAAGAGGCUCAAAACUCCUCAAAGAGACUGAAAACAAUCCCAAAGAGACUCCUCAAAGAGACUCAAAACAACAUCAGAGAGACUCAAACAACCUUAAAGGGACUCUAAACUUCUCAUGUAAACUCAGAAUUAUCUCAAAGGGACUCACAACGACCUCAAAGAGACUCAAAACAACCUCAAAGAGAUUACACUUCUCAAAGAGACUCGAAACUCCUCAAAGAGACUCAAAACAAUCCCAAAGAGACUCAAUACAACAUCCGAGAGACUCAAAACGACCUUAAAGGGACUCUAAACUUCUCAGAGACUCAAAACAACACCAGAGAGGCUCAAAACGACCUAAAAGAGACCUUAAAGGGACUCUAAACUUCUUAUGUAAACUGAAAAAUGAUCUCAACGGUACUCAAAACAACCUCAAAGGGACUCAAAAAUACCCUAAAGGGACUCUAAACUUCUAAUGUAAACUCAGAAUUAUCUUAAAGAGACUCAAAACAACCUCAAAGAGACUCCUCAAAGACAUGUUAGAGGACCUCAAAGACACGCUUUGUGUUUUGUGUCAUGAACAUCAGUCUAAUAAAGUUUGGAUGUGAA
Cyclopterus lumpus (lumpfish) is the source of this 3430-nucleotide messenger RNA. RefSeq lists its product as uncharacterized. The coding region runs from base 276 to 1244 and encodes 322 amino acids. The transcript has 7 exons. NCBI's taxonomy places the organism in Eukaryota, Metazoa, Chordata, Actinopteri, Perciformes, Cyclopteridae. Gene Ontology annotation, molecular function: DNA binding. The record is from RefSeq and is a predicted model, not a curated record.